AUGCCGCGUCCCAACGAGGACACCGGCAAUGUUUCGACCUCUGCGGAGGUACAGAGGUCAAUUUCUCUUCUCUCGCACGGCACCAGCAGCUUCACUGCACAGUGUCCCAUGCUUGUCUCAGAGACCCUCUCGCCGGUGCCGAGUGUACCAAGCAACGGUGCUGCUGGACUCCAACACGACGCUGUCGCUGAUAGGACUCACGUGAGCAACGCAUCUGCGGCAGCUCUGCUGUCUACUGUGAGCGCACUGCCGGAUGUGCGCGCCACGGAGACGCGACUGCGGACAGCGCAAGAGGCAGAGCUAAGCGUGUUGGUUCGCUUGCGACGGCUUACGGAGACCUUAGUGAGUGUCAUAUCCGCAUCUAACGCUGCGGGUGGUGCGGGUGUGGUGACGACGGCGGCGCACGGGGGCUGCGACACUGAGGACGUCAAGGCGCUGUCCAAUGAGGGUGCAUUUCGAGCUUCACUGCCGGUCCUGAUUGCGUGUCCCUCUGCGGCUGGGAUUAACGGGGCGACGCACAUACAAGCAGAGACGUGUCUCGUGAUGCGGUGCGUUUCUAUGCCACCUGCAGGCCUCUCCGCAGCUGCAAGAGAGCAAUACACUGCUCUGCACGACACUCUUGCACAGUACUUGUGUAAGUCAGAGGAUGGCAGCAUUGACAGCGCGUGUGAUAUCGCCGCUAGCAACGCAUGCUCUCCAAGUACUGGGACACUGCAGGAUCCUCAGUCCGUUGAGCAGUGCGACGCGAUCCUUUGUGCGCUCGGGCCUCGGGUCACUAGAGCGGUCAUCUGCCGCGCAGGCACGCCAACUGCAUUACCCGGCGUCGCUGAGGGUGAGGCUGGAACUUCCACCCAGCCAGUUGCACGGGAUAGCAAUGCUGUGGAGGUGCAUCGACACUCAGGUUUCUUCAGCGAGCCGCGGCACUGCAUUCUGUCCCCGCCACGGCGAUCCGUGAGCGCACGCAGGUGGCGCGCCACGGGGGUUCUUUGUGACCCAGAGGUGUCGGCGGCAGGAACUGGCAUGGGGAGCGGGAGUGCAUCAUGGGGCACAGGAGUAUCCCACUCGCCGCUGACACCAUCUCACGUCUAUGGGUCAUCGGGUGGGCUUGUAGGGAAGGGCGAGAGUUCCACGGCGAUGGCGAUGGUGUUGCCAAAGUUCUCACCGGUGUGGGUUGAAGGCUCGUCCGCUGAGUUGGCUGCCGACGAGGAGCGGGCCGAGAUAAGGGUGGAGGAGGACGACCACAGCGGUGAGAAGGUAAAUGGGACUGCGCUAGCAUCCCCCACACCCAUCACAUCGGCUGGCUCUGCGGCGACCUCGACACGCGGACCGUCGCCAUAUGUCGUGAUGGUUAAACCUUGCAGCCCCUUGUAUCCAUGCAUCUCUCCACUUGCAGCUCACCGAGUCGCCACGGUUAAUGCAUGGGAGGACAGCAGCCAGGUUGCUCUGGGUGGACAUCUCGCUCAGGACACCCCUACAUCGCCUCCGCCACUGCCGACUUUGAGGUCGUCACCGCACCAACUUUCUCAGCCACUUAGCGCCACACCCACCUCCACCCUUGGCGACGCGGACGAGGAGGGGAUGUACUUUCCUACACCGCCGACUGCCAAGACGCAUCGUCGUAUUGAGAGCGAUAUCGACGUUCCAUCCCGCCUCCCUGCCAUGGGCAACAGUGGUCGUGCCUAUACGGGCGCCCAUGAGGCUUCCGCUUUUCCCAUAACGUGCGGCUCAACCGUUCCAGCGGCCUCUCUUCGUCGUCUUGCAUUAGGCGGCGGCUAUGACGAGGCGGGUAGUGAGCCACCGAGAGUGCCACAAUGGGAGACGCCUAUGGUGGACACAAGCCGAGAAGGGGUGCUGCAAACGGUGAGCGCAGCGCACACUUCACUGCUGUCAUCGACGCCGACUGGUGUGGUGACUGCCACAGACAUACUCGCCACAAUCACAGCCCUUCCACCCCCAUCCUCGCGGUCGCUCCUUUCAAAGCGCACCCCAGCGCGUCGCACGCAUCGUGGCGGGAAGGGCACUGGUGCGACACGUAAGGCGAAUGUGGCUCGGGCAGAAGGUCGGCCGAUACACUGUGGCGCGCGUAAGCGGACGCGGGGAGAAGUGGACGAGUGGGGGCGUAUCGACGUAGCUGAUGAGCCUCUUGCAGCGGUGCCGAUGGCGGGCUUGCCAUCUCUCAGCGCCGAUGUGUCGUUGAGCACUGCAGCUGUGUUGAACCGAUUGAUGUGCGAAGAAGCCGAUAGUGGCCAGCAUUCAAGCUCGGCGCCGGCACGCCGCGCCGAGAGUGACGGUCAUCAACACACAGUGCUCGAGGGGGAACACGCUUCCUGUGGCUACGUGCGAACCCGCGAGCAACGGAUGGAGGGCGUUGCGCAGGCAGAGCAGGUGUUCAGUGCUGUGCGCGCAGCGUGUAGGCCACUGCUGUCUGUGUCUUUGCAGACCCCUCCGCGCGGCAGCGGAGCCAACGCCGAGCGCGAUGACAUAUCGCCGUCCCUUUCGCCGCCUCUCUCGCAGAACACACCUCGUCAGUUCUGGGACAUUGACUUCCCUUGA
Molecule: messenger RNA, 2553 nt
Organism: Leishmania braziliensis MHOM/BR/75/M2904
Lineage: Eukaryota; Euglenozoa; Kinetoplastea; Trypanosomatida; Trypanosomatidae
Exons: 1
Coding region: 1-2553 (850 amino acids)
Source: RefSeq, a predicted model, not a curated record